This is a messenger RNA of Procambarus clarkii (red swamp crayfish), 2086 nucleotides long. Lineage: Eukaryota; Metazoa; Arthropoda; Malacostraca; Decapoda; Cambaridae. The record is from RefSeq and is a predicted model, not a curated record.
UGCACCCCAUACCCAUGUUGUGGGCGGUAGUGGAAAGGGUUACAGAGGCACAUUAACGGGCUCAGGGACUGAACCCCACAAUGACCAACUGAGGAAGGUCAUAUUGAGGUUCACACGGUGUUCCACUGUCACCUGUGUGGCCAAGGGUAGAGGGGAGAGGCAGGGAGGUGAGGGAGUGUCCACAAGUUACUCUCCCAUGUGCUGCUAGAGGCCAUGGCUACUGGGGCGCCUCCUCCUCCUGCUGUAGGUCUCUCCCAACACCCUGACGAGGCUCACAGUCACUCUGAUAACUUCAAGUACAAGUCUGCAGCAUUCCUGAUUGGAGUUGCUGGCAUGUCAAUGUUGGGAGGAUUUGGUAUGACCCUGGGAAUGGCUAAGAAGAAGGACCCGGAUAUGUUUAACAAGGGCAUUAUGGGAACACGUGAAAUGCGUGAAGCUGGUGGAGCUCUGGCAAUGAGAGCACUUGGACGGGCCACACUGUAUGCUGUUGGUGGGGUUUCUGUGCUCUGUUUUGGCAUUUGGAAACUUAUGGGAGUUAAAGAUCUUCAAGAGUUCCGAAUAAAGGCUGGAAAUAUUUUACCUAAAAUACCCAAGAAUAAUCCACCCCAAAGCAGGACAGAGUUUGAAGGGCUUAAUGACCUACUUCAGUACAUCAUAGAUGAAGACGAGAAAAAAAAGCACACAGUGACGUUGAAAGACUCUGAUUUGCUUUCAGAUAAAGACUAAUUGUACAGCACCUUAACAUUGUGGUUGUCCACUGUUGUAGAAAUGGCAUCUUGUUUAUUGUGUAUUUAUAUUGAUUGAAAUUAAAAUUUGUGUGAAUUAUAAGAUUGUAUGCAUUAUGUUUAAUUUUAAUCUACUUGAGGGAUACUCAGUUUAAGGUUUUGACUGUAUUUUGUUGUAAGAACCUCAAACAUUAUUGCUAGGCCUAUAGUUUACAGGGUUAAUUUCAUAGUAAUGUAUUUGUAGAAAUAGGCGAAUAGUAUUUUUACUUUUGUUGAUGCAAGUUGUGCCACAUGUUAAAAUACAGCUGAUUCACAAACAGACAAUAAAGCAGAUGUCACUUUUUGUUCUACAAUUGGAGUUUCUUGCAAAUGCUUGAUGGAUUUCAAAUAUUUGGAUAAUUCUGUGAAGAAAAACUGCCAAGACUAUCCAAUACCCCUCUUUUUCAAAUGCUGGAUUAUUGGGGAUGAUAAACUAAGCCUUAUUUGUCUUCAUGAUGUAAUGUGCCACUUGAAAACAGUUCCUACUCGGCCAGAUGGUAGUGCCUACAUUGAACCCGCCAAACACACGACGAAACUAUAACGUUCGAACAACUUGUUACAAGUAUCUAGCAAGUUUUAACAACUUUCUAACAUGUCAUAAAAACUUCAUAACAAGAUGUAACAGCUUUGUAACAAAUUGUAAUAUGGUAACAAUUUGGACCGUUACGUUGUGUGUUUGCAGGUAGUUGUGAGCAUCAACAGCCUGACUGAUUGUAUGCUGGUGAAAGACUGCUAUUGGGGGCCAAUGACCCAUAUGACCAUCUCAAGGUAGACUGGGCACCAUGCACUGGACUAAAAACUUUGUUUCUCCUGCUCUGAUAUAAUAAAUUAAGUGUGUAGGUUCUUUCAUUUAUGUACUGUAUGGUAGUUAUGAUUAUUUUUUAAUGAUCUCUACAUAACUAAUUUUCAUAGUGUAAAGGCUACAGUGACAAUAAUGUUUAUAGUGAAAUCAUUUUGAAUAUCUGUGGACACUAAUACAUUUAGAGUAGACUUAGUAGUGUGUUUUUUUACAUAAUUGUCUAACUCGUGUUCUCCAGCAUAUUUUACCACAAUUAUUCAAUUUGUACACAAUUUAUCAUAAUAUAACUUAUGGUGUCUUGAGCAUUGUGACAUGCCAUUUAAACCUGUUCCAUUCAGUUAUGCAUGCUGGGAUCUAUUUAAAAGGUUAAAGCGUUGUUUUAUAUAUAUAUUUUCAUUGUUUUAAGAUAUUAAAAUGUACAGCAUAAGAAUUCUUUGGAGUGCUUCAAGAUAAAUGUUUACAUACUUGUAAAUAUAUAUUUGUACAUAAUUAUUUGUAUAUAAAUAAAAUCCAAUUUAUGUGU